ACACGGCAUUCCUGAAGCUAUCUCCCGCCGACGACACACGACAGACCUCCUCCCCCUCCUCUCUCUCGUCUCCCCCUCCUCUCUCUCGCCGCCAUGGACGCCCUGCAGGGCUGGGGGGUGAGCAGCACCCACUACCUGCAGACGCACUACGCUGAGGCCCAGGGCUGGUUCCUCUGGGUGUCCUGGGCUGCGGACCUCCGCAACACCUUCUUCAUCUUCUUCCCCCUCUGGUUCCACCUGCGGCCCAACGUGGGCAUCAAGCUCAUCUGGGUGGCGGUGAUCGGAGACUGGCUGAACCUGGUGUUCAAGUGGAUUCUGUUCGGGGAGCGACCGUACUGGUGGGUCCAUGAGGCAGCGUACUACCACGACAAGGUGGCCCCGCACAUCCAGCAGUACCCCAUGACCUGCGAGACCGGACCAGGGAGCCCCUCCGGCCACGCUAUGGGGGCCGCCGGGAUCUACUACACCCUGGUCACCUCCAUCCUCAGCGUCCUGGCCCGCAGGAGGAGGGGCGGCAGGAAGCCCCCCCAACCCGGCUGGUAUGUGAGGGCCCUGCUGUGGACGGGCUUCUGGGCCGUCCAGGUGUGCGUCUGUCUCUCCAGGGUCUUCAUCGCUGCACACUUCCCCCACCAGGUCAUCGCUGGAGUCAUCUCAGGCAUGAUCGUGGCGGAGAUCUUCGACCGGGUCCAGUGGAUCUACAGCGCGAGCAUGAGGAGCUACCUGCUCACCACGCUGUUCCUCACCUCCUUCGCCGUGGGCUUCUACCUGCUGCUCCGGGCCCUGGGCGUGGACCUGCUGUGGACCCUGGAGAAGGCCCAGCGGUGGUGCGUGAAGGCCGAGUGGGUCCACAUGGACUCCACGCCCUUCGCCAGCCUGCUGAGGAACAUGGGCACCCUGUUCGGGCUGGGCCUGGCGCUCCACUCGCCCCUCUACACCGAGAGCAAGCGGAGCUCCGGCGCCGUGGCCAAGGCGGGCUGCAUCGUCAGCUCGCUGCUGCUGCUGCACCUCUUCGACUCCUUCAAGCCGCCCACGCACACCGCCGCGCUCUACUACCUGCUCUCCUUCUGUAAGAGCGCCACCGUGCCGCUGGUGGCCGGCAGCAUCGUCCCGUACUGCGUCAACAGCGCUCUCAGCCUGCAGGGCAAGAAGGGCUUGUGAGCCGGCUCCCACAGGAGACUAAGGUGCGGGGGGGGGGACAGCUGCCCCAGGACGCAGCACCACACACUCGCUGCCCGGUGAUUCAUGACUCAGGGCGCCGCUGCCGUCUGCCCGGUCUGGGAACGCCAGCCGUGGACAGAGGGCUUGCAGAAAUGGGGUUUCUUUUAAAGCUCAAACGCGGUGGCAAGUGAAAGCUCAGAUACUCAGAACCCAGGGGCAGCUGUGAGCAACGAGCCGCACACACACUGGGGAAACGACGUCGGGAUGGAGGGUUCAGGAGCUCUGCAAGAGGAUGUGAAUAACGUGGCACUAUUCUUAGAGCACGUUGUACUAAGAGCCGUCAGGGAAAUCCGUUUGACUUUUAUGAUUUAUCUCCGAUUCAUUGUCGUGUUUUUAAGUAUUGUUUGUUUCAUCCGAAGUAACUUUUUAACUUUGAUUUUUUUUUUAAAUAAACAUCUUUAAAAUGUCGUGGUCAUGCUAGCCACUCACUGUAUUGUCAUCAGCAUCAUCAUCUCCGAUCAUAGAGAUGAACCCACACAACAACAGACAUUAACAUGAAGAGAACUGAUGUUUUUCAAGAUAAGCAUAUACUGUGGACGAAAACUAAUGAUUAACUCAGAGCUGCAGCCUUUCGCAUUCGCAUCGCAUACAAUGAGGACGUAGAUUCACGGCCCAAAUGACAGCUGCAUGUUUAGAUAAAUGUCGUCCGCAGGUUUAGAUUCGUGACAGCUCAGCUGCAUGUUUAGAUUCAAGGCACAUGACGUCCGCAUGUUUAGAUUCAUGAAAUCUGCAGGUUUCGAACGCUGUCCCAGCUUCACAGGUAACGUUUGACUGGAGUUGUUCUGCAUUGUGAACGCAACCUUGGAAAGAACGCGCACAUAGAACAAGCUACUCCGAAAUCUAAUUGCGAGCUGCCAAAAACCCCUACAGAGAGCUGAAGUAUGCAUAUAUUAUGGGAUAAGUGAAUAGUUGUACCUCUGCAUUAACCAUAUUAGAACAUACCUUAACGCUGCCCUCUCUCGGGAACCUUUAUCCAUUCUCUCCAGGUGGCCGAUUCUUAGAAAUGUGUGUUAUGAUAAUCCCAUACGAUGUCGCCUCCUAAAACGGUACAGCACGUAACCUGUGACCUGUAAGGUUCACAACCCAGCCAGGCCACCUGAUGUCGCUAAUGCGGCGCAAUCACAACACACCAAUUCUCCUUCCGCCACCAAGAAUACAAUCCAACAGCCUGGAGUUCUUAAGAUUAAUAUGUAUGUUUAAGCUUGUAGUGAUGAGGUCAUUGUUUUGUGUAUUUCACACCUUCACACUUGUAAUGCAUCAUGUUUGUGCAAACAAAAGAGACAUGGACUUGUAUUCAAGUAAACACAAUUUAUUUUCUGUUUAAAUAAUUACUUGGGUCAUCCAGUGUAGGUUAUGUUGGUUCUUCAUACACGGUGGAACCAGUCAUCAACAAUUGGUCCUUGUUAGAGUGACUUUAUAUGAAAACAGACACUGAUUUACACAGGACCAGAGAAUCCCACUUGGUGACCAAGAUCAACUUUAGCCAUUUUAAUCUGUCAAUAAAACAUAUGCGAGCUUGGCCAGGGGUGAAAAUAAAACAACUAAUCAACCGAUUCUCAUUUCUUGUGCAAACAGCAGCUGAUUAAAUAAAAAUGU
This is a messenger RNA of Gadus chalcogrammus (walleye pollock), 2814 nucleotides long. It is a transcript of the gene g6pc1a.2, whose product is annotated as glucose-6-phosphatase catalytic subunit 1a, tandem duplicate 2. The transcript has 5 exons. Gene Ontology annotation, cellular component: membrane. Gene Ontology annotation, biological process: gluconeogenesis; glucose 6-phosphate metabolic process. The coding region runs from base 94 to 1158 and encodes 354 amino acids. The record is from RefSeq and is a predicted model, not a curated record. Lineage: Eukaryota; Metazoa; Chordata; Actinopteri; Gadiformes; Gadidae. Gene Ontology annotation, molecular function: glucose-6-phosphatase activity.